This is a messenger RNA of Sapajus apella (tufted capuchin), 2084 nucleotides long. RefSeq names its product leucine-rich repeat-containing protein 37A3-like. The coding region runs from base 1108 to 1605 and encodes 165 amino acids. The transcript has a single exon. Lineage: Eukaryota; Metazoa; Chordata; Mammalia; Primates; Cebidae. The record is from RefSeq and is a predicted model, not a curated record.
UUUGGAAUGCUCGAAUUGUACAGAUUUGACCAGUGCAAUCUGUGUUAUUAUUCAACCCCACAAUGCUGGUUAAACUAAGCUAUUUUUAAUGCCCAGAGUAAUUUCUAACAUUUCCCACUCCCAACGGGGAUUGAGAAAGGGAUUCCAGAAGUUGGGGGCUUAUUCAGACUCUUCUUUGAAGUCUACCUUCUUCCUGUGUACUUUCAGCCCAAAGUAAGACUUUUUGAGUUGGGAAGAGAUACUUCUGAAUUAAACUACUGAACAGUGUCACCCAACUCUAAUCCCAGCCACCUUUAUUCUAGGCAUACCAUACUCACUGCCAUGCUCACCCUUCUGUUGGGCACCUCUGUCCUCCUUCCUAUUGGCCUUCGGCUCUUAUCCACUGUUCAGUCCGUAGGCCUCACUAGCUCCUUUUUGCCCAGCUCUGUGGUGCUGCUGGCCUGCCUCCUCUACCUACUCAAGUAACCCCUCUAUCAUUAAUUUAUUGCUCUGUGUUUCCAUCUAAGGAUCUUACCUAGCCAUGUGGCCUGCUGCCUCUGCCAAUUUUAAAAGAAUAUUGAGGUUGUCUGCAAGAUGGUGAAGCUGCAUUGCAGUAGUGCGUGUCCGGCAAACACCACACAUUGUCAUGAGUCCAAAUUGUCUGGUGAUAAAUUGUUACAUUAUUUUAGUUAUUUGCUUUUAAAGCUUUUAUUUUUAAUUGAUGAUAAAAUGUUCAGCUAAUGACAUAAUUGCUUUAUUUUAACUUACUCAUUCAGAGUUAAACUCCCUGAAUUUCUGAACUACUUCCUUGCUGAGAGUCAGGUUCUCAGUUAUUAUUACAAAAUUUAAUACUAGAGCUGUUCUAUAUGCAUAAAUGACAAAGAGAAAGGAAUGGAAAGGGUAGGGAAUGACAUUAACAUCCACACACUGUGUACUGUGUACUGUGCUCUCUGCUUGGUGCUUUGCCCCCAGUGGUAAUUUAGUCAUAUAAUGCGAUGUGGUUUGUAAGCUGAUUUUUUAUGCAUGAGGUCUCAAGUGUAGGACAGAGGUAGAUCUGCAAAAGCCUGACCUGAGGUCAGAAGCAGAUCCAAAGACUUAACCUAUACCAUUUUUGUUUUUGAAGAUGCAAUGGCUAGAGUUACAAAUAUGAAGGUUUUAAAGUUAAAAACAAACCAGUUGCACACCAUUUCUGAAAACACAACCUACCAUACUCCUCCUGGGGCAGAUUCCGCUGGGACUGCGUUCAACUUAGGGCCAACUGUUAAACAAACCAAUGAAACACGAUGGGAAUUCAACAACGUGGGCACUGACCUGUCCCCCAAGCCCAAUAGCUUCAAUUACCCAUUGCUCUUGUCUCCAGGUGAUCAGUUUGAAAUUCAGCUAAAGCAGCAGCUAGGGUCCCUCAUCCCCAACACUGAUGUGAGAAGGCUCAUUUCUCAUGUUCUCCGAGCCUUGAAGAUGGACUGCUCUGAGACCCACGUGCAGCUGGCCUGUGCCAAGCUCAUCUCCAGGACAGGCCUCCUGAUGAAGCUUCUCAGUAAGCGGCAAGAGGUAAAGGUGUCCAGGGCAGAAUGGCAUAUGGGCCAAUGGAAAACUGAGAACUAUAUCCUGAGAUAUAUCUCCUGAGAUACAGACUAUAACUGAGAACAAUAUCCUGAGAACUAUGAUUCCACAUGCAUGGAAUUAUUCUCAAGACCCAGGCAGGAAACACUACUUUUUCAUUUAUUUAUUUUUCCCUGGUUCCUAGAACUGAGGAAACACUACUUUCUCAUCCUACUGGUUUUUGGGCCCCCACUCUAUCCCUUUUACACAAACCUCAUAGAAUUGUUUAACUACGAGAGGCCUUAGUAGUUUGUCCUUCUAUGAUGGGAAAACUGAGAAAGGGAGAGUGUCUUGCUCCGUGGCCACACUGCUGGCAAGGAUCAGGAAGAGGAUGGCUCUGUGCUCGCUGGGGACUUCACUGAUUAUGUUGUGCUUGGGCUGUGAGCCACAUUCUGCGCCACAAAUCAACACAUACAGACUGUACAGACAGAAGUGGUUUCUGAAACAAUGCACUCUGGCUCUUUAUUCAUAUUCAAGAAGAAUUAUGUUGUCCUUUAAGCUGA